Messenger RNA from Arabidopsis thaliana (thale cress), 1633 nucleotides. Its product is annotated as O-acyltransferase (WSD1-like) family protein. NCBI's taxonomy places the organism in Eukaryota, Viridiplantae, Streptophyta, Magnoliopsida, Brassicales, Brassicaceae. The record is from RefSeq and is marked reviewed. Gene Ontology annotation, biological process: triglyceride biosynthetic process; glycerolipid biosynthetic process. Gene Ontology annotation, molecular function: acyltransferase activity, transferring groups other than amino-acyl groups; diacylglycerol O-acyltransferase activity; long-chain-alcohol O-fatty-acyltransferase activity. Gene Ontology annotation, cellular component: plasma membrane; endoplasmic reticulum membrane. Bases 17 to 1450 code for a protein of 477 amino acids. The transcript is spliced from 7 exons.
AAAAUUGAGAGAGAAAAUGACGAAGGAAGAAGUAGAGGAGGAGCCUCUAAGCCCGAUGGCUCGGUUAUUCCAGUCACCGGGGAUAGAAAAUUGCAUUAUCACGAUGAUUGGUUUCAAAGCCAAGAUUAAUCCUGACAUCAUUCUAGAUGACUUGAAGCAUAACGUUUCCAAGCAUCCUCGUUUCUGUAGUAAAUUGUCAGAUGAUGGUGAGAGAUGGAUGAAGACCAAAGUCAAUGUAGAAGACCAUGUAUUUGUACCAGACAUAGACCUACAAGAGAUUAACAAAGAUGGAGAUGGCUUCGUCGAUGACUAUGUCUCGCGUCUAACAUUGAGUCCUCUCGAUAAAUCGAAACCAUUGUGGGAUAUUCAUAUCCUCAAUGUCAAAACAUCUGAUGCAGAAGCGGUCGGUGUAAUGAGAUGUCAUCAUUCUUUGGCAGAUGGAAUGUCCUUGAUGUCACUCUUGGUGGCAUGUACCCGAAAAACAUCAAAUCUUGAGUCAUUUCCUACCAUUCCUGCCAUAAAACGGCGUGAACAAAUGAUGUCGCAUCGCUUUGGAAACAAAGGCUGGUAUUCAAGAUCGAUAAACGCAGUUUAUUAUGCCGUGAGAUUAAUUUGGAAUACAAUUGUGGAUCUUCUACUGCUUUGGGCGACUAGUCUUUUUUUUAAGGAUACAGAGACGCCUAUUAGCGAGGGUAUUGGAUCCGGGAAUAAUGCAAGGAGAUUUUAUCACCGAACCGUCUCAUUGGAUGAUAUUAAACUGAUAAAAAAUGCUAUGAAGAUGACUAUCAAUGAUGUUCUACUUGGAGUUACACAAGACGCUCUCUCCCGCUAUCUUAACCAGCGAUAUGGCGACAAAAAUGGUGAGGGUGUAACAACGACAUCGAAUCUAAACAAUCUUCCAGGUAAAAUACGAAUUCGAGCAGGUGUUGCGGUAAAUCUAAGGCAGGAUAUUGGAAUUCAGCCUUUGGAGGACAUGUUGGCCAAGGAUUCGAAAUGUAGAUGGGGAAAUUAUGAUUCCUUAGUUUUUGUUCCAUUCUCCAUAAGUUUGGAAACCGAUCCAUUGGUUCCUUUAUUAAAAGCUAAAUCAAUAAUGGAUCGAAAGAAGCACUCUCUUGUCGCCCCUAUGCAUUAUUCAAUCAUCGAGUUUAUCAUCAAUACUUUCGGAACUAAGGUAUUCAACCGAACAUGUUCGAACACAACAACAAUCUUAUCAAACAUUGUUGGCCCCGUGGAAGAAGUUAGUUUACACGGCAAUUGUAUCACUUACAUUGCUCUAACCGGCUAUGGACACUCGCAAGCACUGAUGAUACAUUUCAUAAGUUACGCGAACAAGAUGAUAAUUACGAUAGCCGUCGAUCCUGCGGUCAUACCAGAUCCUCACAAUAUUUGUGAUGAAAUGGAAAAGUCUUUGAAAGCUAUGAAAGACACUCUUUCCGGUAAAAGUGACUGAUUUGUUGGAAUCCAUGGUUGAAGCUAUACUAAUUUCUGGGAAUAUUCGGUAUGUGUAUGGGUGAUUGUUUACGUGUAGUAUAAUUUAUCUGUAAAAGUUAUAUUGUGUGACUGUAAUUAUGUGUGAACACCGAAAAAUAUGGGUGUAUGAAUCUUCACAGCUCUAUAUUGCAUUAUUUGCGAU